ACGAAAGAGAUUGAGAAAGAAAGAGAGAGAGACUAAAGAAAAGAUCUAGAAGAGGAAGACGAAGAAAGAAGAAUGGCGUUGCAAUGGCUGAUUCUGUCGUAUGUGGUGGCGGCCGAAGUUGUAAUCACCCUCAUGUUGACUCUACCUUACCCAAUGCUUAUUAAGAAACGUGUCGUUCAACUUGUCUCGUUGAUUCUCCAACCUGCUGCUUCCAUCGUCGCCUUCGCCGGAUUCCAGCUCCUCGAUUUAUACUGGAAGGCUGAGCAUAGACUUUCUUGUUCAUCUGAGGUAUGCACUGCUACGGAACGGGAUCGCUCCGAGAAAUCUAUCUACAAGGCUCAGAGGAAUGUGGUUCUGUGCGCUGCAGGAAUUCUUCUCUACUGGUGCAUCUACCGCAUCUGCAAGUUCAACAAAGAUCUGGAGCUCUUGGAGGCAGAGGCGAAGAAGAGAUCCAAGGAAGAGUAAUAAUCUUCACGAGUAUAGGGAGUUGGUUCCACAAAACCAUUAUAUAAGUAAAGGUUUUCUUUUUUUAAUUGCAUUUUUUUACAUUCAAAUAUUACUGAACCUGAACGAAACUAUGAGUAGUAUCGUGAAUAGCCUUGCACACGAUAUGUAUAUCAUCAGCGUCUAUUUCUUUCUGCUUCUUUGAUCUAUAUUUCAAGAACAGCCUUCAUUUA
Camelina sativa (false flax) is the source of this 677-nucleotide messenger RNA. RefSeq lists its product as uncharacterized. The record is from RefSeq and is a predicted model, not a curated record. Gene Ontology annotation, cellular component: endoplasmic reticulum membrane; endoplasmic reticulum. NCBI's taxonomy places the organism in Eukaryota, Viridiplantae, Streptophyta, Magnoliopsida, Brassicales, Brassicaceae. Gene Ontology annotation, biological process: endoplasmic reticulum to Golgi vesicle-mediated transport; intracellular protein transport.